CCUGACUUUUCCACCUCCUCCCACCCAGCUAAACCGGCCCCCCCCAACUCGCGACGCGGAUGGGACGGCGGAGGACCCAGCGAGCAUGCGCGACCAUCCCGAGCAUGCUCAGUAGCGCGCGCGGCGCCCCGGAGCUUCGGCCCAGAGCUGCGGCCGACGCGGAGGUUUCGGCGGCUUCUGCGGCCGUGACGGGAAGUGAGGUGGUCCGGCUGGGCGACCGCGGCGGCAGAAACAGAGGCGGAAGGGUCGCUGCGGCGACGACGUCGUCGACCCGGGUGACCGAGGGGGCUGAGCGCCGAGGGCACUCGCCCGCUCGGAAGCCGGAUCCCGAGCCGGGCAGGAUGGAUCAUCACCAGCCGGGGACUGGCCGCUACCAGGUGCUUCACAAUGAAGAGGAUAAUUCAGAAUCAUCUGCUGUAGAGCAGCCGUCAACUUCAAACCCAACACCACAGAAUGUGCAGGCCGCUCCUUCAGCAUCUGGACUUGAGACUGACUCUUCUCCUCCACCUUACAGCAGUAUUACUGUGGAAGUACCUACAACUUCAGAUACAGACGUUUACAGUGAGUUUUAUCCUGUGCCACCUCCUUACAGUGUUGCUACCUCUCUUCCUACGUAUGAUGAAGCUGAGAAGGCCAAAGCGGCUGCAAUGGCAGCUGCAGCAGCAGAAACAUCUCAAAGAAUUCAAGAGGAAGAGUGUCCAACAAGAGAUGACUUCAGUGAUGCAGACCAGCUCAGAGUGGGUAAUGAUGGGAUUUUCAUGCUGGCGUUUUUCAUGGCAUUUAUCUUCAACUGGCUUGGAUUUUGUUUAUCCUUCUGUAUCACCAAUACCAUAGCGGGAAGGUAUGGCGCCAUCUGUGGAUUUGGCCUUUCCUUGAUCAAAUGGAUCCUUAUUGUCAGGUUUUCUGAUUAUUUUACUGGAUAUUUCAAUGGACAGUAUUGGCUUUGGUGGAUAUUUCUUGUACUUGGCCUGCUUCUUUUCUUCAGAGGAUUUGUUAAUUAUCUAAAAGUCAGAAACAUGUCUGAAAGCAUGGCAGCUGCUCAUAGAACAAGAUAUUUCUUCUUAUUAUAGAGACUGCAUCGACCAGACAUUCCUUUCUUAUAUCAAUGUGAAAUUUCCAGAUCGUCUGUAAACCUGCAACUUUAAUAAGAUAGAAGACUACUAAAAACAGAAGACAAAUUAGUGAAGAAAAGGUAGAGCUUCAAAACUGAAUGGCAGAGUGGUUUAUGCUUAAAAGCCGUUUCUGUUCAUUCUCUUAAAUAUUUAUAUUUCAUUUGUUUUGCACAGUUGCAUAUGUGCCCAUUUAAAAGAUUUGGGUAUACUUGAAAGAAACCGUAAAGUUGUAGCAGUAAAGUGCAGGCACAUUUGAUUAAUCAGUGUUUGAUAUAAUUGAAAGAGUUGAGUGAUAAACAGUCUUCCAGCAUGUAAAUGCCAUUGACUUCUGACCUGACAUUUAAUGUAAUAAAAUGAAAUUAUUAACCAUG
This is a messenger RNA of Balaenoptera musculus (blue whale), 1483 nucleotides long. RefSeq names its product Nedd4 family interacting protein 2 (gene NDFIP2). The record is from RefSeq and is a predicted model, not a curated record. Gene Ontology annotation, biological process: ubiquitin-dependent protein catabolic process; positive regulation of protein ubiquitination; metal ion transport. Lineage: Eukaryota; Metazoa; Chordata; Mammalia; Artiodactyla; Balaenopteridae. Gene Ontology annotation, molecular function: WW domain binding. Bases 60 to 1070 code for a protein of 336 amino acids. The transcript has 8 exons. Gene Ontology annotation, cellular component: Golgi apparatus; perinuclear region of cytoplasm; endoplasmic reticulum.